CCCUACACAUAGCAGCAGGACGAAAUGAUGUUGCACAAGAUGGUUUUGAUCGAUAUUUCAAAGAGUCUGUGUUGUUGGGAGUAGCGUAUCCAGGAUUUUGAAAUAGGGUAGACACUUUUAAAAGAAACAAAAACUACAGUUUUUUUUAAAAAAAAAGAUACAAUGAAAAUGAGAAUUUGCGGAGUACUAAUUACAAUGUUUACAUAUAAUUUAUCAAUUUCACCGUUCACCGUUAUUUUAUAAAUUCUAAGAAUUUAAAGAUUAUACAAGAUAAAUAUGUAUACGCAGUACUCCGUGUUAUAUAAGCAAAUAACAACAAAACUUUAAAAAUAUACGAAGUAGAAAUUAAAAAUCAGAUGAGAAUAUGACGUGCCACCCCGAAAAAGAAAGGAAAAAAAAACUGGAAUUUUAAAUACUUGGCAAUCUAGUUAAUCUGCAACAAACAAACAUAAAGGUAAGAUGCUAGAGUGGUCAGUGAGGAAAAAAAACUGGAAUUUUAAAUACUUGGCAAUCUAGUUAAUCUGCAACAAACAAACAUAAAGGUAAGAUGCUAGAGUGGUCAAUGAGGAAAUCAAGUUAUGAUUUUUCAUGGGUUCGACUCCUACAUUGAACAAAUUCGUGUUUUUUUUUCUUUAUUUAAAUACCCAGCCUAUUAAAAUGAUUUUUCAGUUAAAAAGUUGGGUAGACAUUUGUCUACCCAAUUUACACUAUACAUCCGCCACUGAUUGUUGGAUAUAACUGGGGAAUUAUUAGGGGUGUUACUAGGUAAUCGGCCCAAGGAUAACGUGUGACAAGGCCAUGAAACUACUUGGUGACUUUGAGUUAGCAAUGACUAGCGUAUUGACUUUAUGCUUGAAUUGGUUUCUGAUAAACUUCCAGGUGAUUAUGGAGUACGGAGUGCUUUUCAACUUAUAGGCAUGUUGUAAAUUUUAUUAGUGGAUGUCGAAGUGAAUCAUCGCUUCUUUUCUCUUCAUUAUCAAUUAAUUUGUUCUUAAUUUUUUAUUGAAAGCAUUCUUUGUUUUAUUUUAUCAAAAAUAUUCGAAAAUUGUGUCAUAAAAUUGUUAUUUCCUUAAGUUCACAGAUGGUUCUUCACAUAUUACUCAGAUUAUGUAUUUUUCCCUUUCAAAAUUCUUUUAAGACAAACAAAAGAAUUAUGAAACUUUUGUGUUAUUUGUUAAUAUUGAUGAUUUGAUCUUGAUUUUACAGUAUGUUUGCUUAAGGGUGUCAAACUUAUUUUUUAUAUUUGCACGCAUCGCGUGCAUAUAAGAUUGUUAAAGAAAGAAAAUAAGUGAGACUAAUCAAUACCUAGUAUUUAAAAAGGAAAACCAGCUUCACUUUUAGGACAUGUAAGCAACACCAUUUUGAAGACACGUGUCAGACACAAAGUCAUCACCACUAAGACACGUGGCCAAUAAUACAUAAUCUCAUGUAAUACAUAAUAAGUCACCUCAACAUUUCAUCCUUCCCUAGUAUUUAAAAAGGAAAACCAGCUUCACUUUUAGGACAUGUAAGCAACACCAUUUUGAAGACACGUGUCAGACACAAAAUCAUCACCACUAAGACACGUGGCCAGUAAUACAUAAUCAAUUCUUCAUGUAAUACAUAAUAAGUCACCUCAACAUUUCAUCCUUCCCUUUUCAAUUUUAGUUUAACCGUUUAGAACAAUUUAAUUAAAGACAUUGAUUAAUACAUUGGCGGUUAUGGUGAAUCAAGAAUGACAAACAUUUCAGAUGGUUAUAAUUCUCGGGUUAAUGAAUAUGACUGUUUAUUAAACCUACAUGUUUACAAUUUUUUAUAGACCGACAUUCCUCCCUAAAUUAUUUUGCUAAAUUUCUUCAUUCUGAAGAAUUUUACUAUUUUCCUAUAGUUGGGUGGAAGUAAAAAUUAUGUUAUGAACUUUUAAUUCAUGCCCACCCCAUUGUUUUCUGGAAAAAUAUUUCUUCUAAUGAGGUUGGUAUUAGUUAAUGUUAUCAUUAUAUUCAUUUUUUUAGCCUAUUUAAAUCAACGUUUUAUCUUCUUCGCAUCCCGUUGCCUGACUUGCCUCAAUCAUCAUCAUAUUUCAAGUUCUUUUACAAACGACUUAAAAAACCGACAACAUGGAUGCAUUUUUGUUUUGAAAUAUGUAUGACACCUACUACUACUACACCCCUAACUAUGUAAGCACAAUUUCGAGCUUUAUUAAAAUGGUUUAGUCUUUGAUGUUUUCCAGAAUUUUGACAUAUCACGUCUGGUUAGCUUGAUCAACAACUCUUAAUUCUAGGUCAUUUUCCUUUUUGGUAGUUUUCUUGAUUGUGAUGCAAAGGAUAGGGUGCGAAAUCUUAUGUAUACUUGGCAAUUGAAACAUAGUUUUUCAAUCCAACAAACAACAAUCGUGAAUUUCUUAGCAUAUUGAAGAUUUGUGGAUUUCUUUGGUUUAAUCCAAAGAAUACAUAUGCUUAGCUUAGAAUGUAUUAGCAUAUUUCUCUUAUUCUCACUUUUUUUAAAAAUCCCUUGGAUAAAAGCUAUACUUCUAAACUAGAAUGUAUUUGUGGUCUUGUGGGAGCUCAUAAUAUAUUCCAUAAAAGUAAUCCUUCCACCCAAUAUAUCUUCGAAAUUUUAGUUUGUCCACGUGCUAUAAAAAUUAUAGUGAAAUAUUAUACGUUUAUACAUUUAUCGUUUUGGUAUGUCAAUUUACCAUUUUUUUCAAUUGUGUUUUCUAAAAUAUAGCCCGUGCGUAAAACGGGCCAAAAGCUAGUUAAUUAAAUAAGGCUGGAUGAGAAAAUCAAUGAGAAUAAAGGUAGGAUAGGGUAGAAAAUUAAAUUAUAGAAUGCGAGUAAUUUGGAAAAAAAAUUGCCAAAAAAGAAAAAAAAAAGUUUACAAUGGGAAAAACCUUUAAGAAAUGAAAGGAGAAUGCAGUAACUUUAGAGUUUAGAUAGAGAAAUAUUUGAAUCAAAUAAUUUUAGAAUAUAUGUACAUGAACUAGACUAUGACGUACACUCAAUUAAUUAUGAUCGACUAAAUUUUGAUAGGCAGAGAAAAAAAAUAAAAAAUGUAUGAGAGAUAGUACAUCCACGAGUGGAAGUGUGUAACCACGGAAGCCAUUUGUCCGUACUUGACUUUGUCUCCUGUUAAAAAAACUGAAUGCAUGCAAUACAAGACAAAUUAAAACAUGUGGAUACAGAUCACAGAUCACACAUUCACACAUUCACACAUUCACACAAUCGAAAGUACGCAUUGAAAUCUCCGGUUAUUAUCCAAUCUCUUCGAUCUUUCGUAAUCUUCUAGUUCUCCAACUUAAAUCUUUUACUCCGUAGAAUUUAGUAUUUACUCCUUCCGAUCCGAUAUUAGUUGUUCCGUUACUCAAGUGGACAUAUUAAAAAAGGCGAUGGUUCAAGUGAAUUUGGCCCAAAAGAAUAAGCAGCAAAACAUGAAGGAGGUGAAUAGUUUUGAAGAUAAAACACAAAAUAUGAUCACCAUUAAAGGGAUUAUUGGGUUAAUAAUGUCUCAAAUUGAUGAGGAUGAUGUUCAUAAUAAUAAGGAGGUUAUUUCUCUUGGAAUGGGGGAUCCGACUGCUUAUUCGUGUUUUACAACUACUCGUGUCGCUGAGGAGGCUGUCGUUGAUGCAUUGUCUUCUACUAAGUUCAAUGGUUAUGCUCCUACUCAAGGUCUUCCACAAACUCGAAAGGCAAUUGCUGAUUAUUUGUCGCGUGAUUUACCAUACAAAUUAACUAAGGAUGAUGUUUUUGUGACAUCUGGGUGCACAAAUGCUAUAGAUAUAGCACUGUCUAUACUUGCUCGUCCAGGGGCCAAUAUAUUGGUACCAAUACCAGGCUUCCCAAUCUAUCAACUCUGUGCUUCCUUUAGGCAAAUUGAGGUUAAGCACUUCAACCUUCUUCCCACCAAGGGUUGGGAAGUUGAUCUUGACGCUGUUAAAACUCUAGCUGAUGAAAACACCGUUGCAAUUGUUGUCAUCAACCCUGGAAAUCCGUGUGGAAAUGUCUACUCUUAUCACCACUUGUCACAGAUUGCAGACAUAGCAAAGAAGCUUGGAAUUGUUGUAAUUGCUGAUGAAGUGUAUGGGCAUCUUGCAUUUGGGAAAAACCCGUUUGUGCCAAUGGGAACAUUUGGAUCAAUUGCUCCUGUUCUGACUCUUGGAUCAUUAUCGAAGAGAUGGUUAGUCCCUGGUUGGAGACUCGGCUGGCUUGCUGUAACAGAUCCUACUUCCAUUUUCAAGCAGCCUAAGGUCAUGGAGAGAUUAAAAAAGUUCUUUGACAUCUACGGAGGACCACCAACAUUCAUUCAGGCAGCAGUGCCACAAAUCCUAGAGGAAACAGACGAUGUCUUUUUCAAGAAAAAUAUUAACCUUCUUAAGCAAACAUCAGAUUUCUGUUUUGAUGGUAUAAACAAGAUCCCCUGCCUCAAUUGUCCGCAGAAACCAGAGGGUUCAAUGGCUGUAAUGGUAAAAUUGAAUCUCUUGUUACUGAAAGAUAUCAGUGAUGAUAUUGACUUCUGUUUUAAGUUGGCUAAAGAGGAAUCUGUAGUCAUUCUUCCAGGAGUUGCAGUCGGAAUGAAAGAUUGGCUUCGGAUCACCUUUGCUGUUGAGCCUGCCUUUCUUGAAGAAGCGAUACAAAGGAUAAAAUCUUUCUGUCAAAGGCAUGCCUGUCAGCCAGAUCGAAACUAAUGAAGUAUAUAUAUAUUUCCUACGUAUUAUUGUUAAAAACUGUGAAUAGAUGAUUGUAAAGGAGCUAGAAAUGAAAUUUAGCAUCAUAUACUAGUA
Spinacia oleracea (spinach) is the source of this 4756-nucleotide messenger RNA. Its product is annotated as probable aminotransferase TAT2. Gene Ontology annotation, molecular function: pyridoxal phosphate binding; L-tyrosine:2-oxoglutarate transaminase activity. Gene Ontology annotation, biological process: biosynthetic process; L-tyrosine catabolic process. The transcript is spliced from 7 exons. NCBI's taxonomy places the organism in Eukaryota, Viridiplantae, Streptophyta, Magnoliopsida, Caryophyllales, Amaranthaceae. The record is from RefSeq and is a predicted model, not a curated record. The coding region runs from base 3365 to 4660 and encodes 431 amino acids.